Ochotona curzoniae (black-lipped pika) is the source of this 3579-nucleotide messenger RNA. RefSeq names its product complement factor H-like. Bases 1 to 2832 code for a protein of 943 amino acids. The transcript is spliced from 17 exons. The record is from RefSeq and is a predicted model, not a curated record. NCBI's taxonomy places the organism in Eukaryota, Metazoa, Chordata, Mammalia, Lagomorpha, Ochotonidae.
AUGUUCACCUUAAUCAAUGUCAUGCUCAUGUUAGGUGUUCCUGCUGUCAUUGGACAAGUGAAACCUUGUGAUUUUCCACAAAUAAAUCAUGGUCGUCUAUAUUAUGAAGACAGAUAUAAACCAUACUUCCCAGUAUCCAUAGGACAGCGUUAUAGCUAUUACUGUGACAACAACUUUAUGACUGCUUCAAAUUCAUACUGGGAUUACCUUUAUUGCACCAAAGAUGGAUGGAUACCACAAGUGCCAUGCCUCAGAAAAUGCACUUUAUAUUUUGUGGAAAAUGGGAAAUAUUCACCUUGGGAAAGAACAUAUUGGCAGAAUCAAUCUGUAAAUGUUGACUGUCAUCGAGGAUAUAGUCUUCCAAAUGGGCAGACCAACAUUACAUGUACAGAGGAUGGCUGGUCCCCUCCUCCUAAAUGCCUACGUGUCGAAACAUGUUCAAAAGCAGAUGUGGAAGUGGAGAAUGGCUUUUUUUCUGAAUCUGAUUGGACAUACACCUUAAACAGAAGAACAGAAUAUAGGUGUAAUCCAGGAUAUGUAACCACAGAUGGCAAAACAUCUGGAUCACUUACGUGUCUACAGAGUGGAUGGUCCCAUCAACCCACUUGCAUUAAAUCUUGUGAUAGGCCCCUGUUUGAGAAUUCCAGAACCCAAAACAAUGCUGUGUGGUAUAAGAUUGGUGACAUGUUGGAAUAUGAGUGCUGGGAUGGCUAUGAAAAUGAAAAUGGAGACACCAAAGGUGUUAUAGAAUGUGGUGACAAUGGUUGGAUUCAUUUACCCACAUGCUAUGAAAGAGAGUGCAACAUUCCACAAAUAGAAAACAAUUUAAUUGGUAAUCCCAGGAAUGAAAAAUUCAAAGUUGGAGAUGUGCUAAAAUUCUCCUGCAGAUCAGGAUUUACCAGAGUUGGACCAGAUUCUAUACAGUGUUAUGACUUUGGAUGGUCCCCUGAUGUCCCGACAUGUAAAGUCCAAGUGCAAUCAUGCAGUUCACCCCCAAGGCUCCCCAAUGGACAACUAAAAGGAACAAUGAAAGAAGAAUAUGAGCACAGUGAGGUGCUAGAAUAUGCCUGCAAUUCUGGAUUUCUUUUGAAGGGGCCUAAUAAAAUCGCAUGUGUUGACGGAAAGUGGACAACCUUACCAACAUGCAUUGAGGAAGAGAGCACGUGUGGAGCUGCCCCUGAAGUUGAGCAUGGCUACGUCCAGCCUUCUGACCCUCCCUACCGCCAUGGAGAUUCACUGGUGUUCACCUGUGUGGAGGCAUUUACGAUGGUUGGAAGGAGAUCGGUUACAUGCCUUAAUGGCACAUGGACUCAGCUUCCUCAGUGUGUUGGAACACGUCAACUUAAGAAGUGUAAAGUAUCAAACUCAAUUGCAAGUGAGACAACCUUAUCAAGUAAGAAGGAAUUUAAUCAUAACAUCACCGUAAGUUACAGAUGUAAACAAAAAUCAGAAUACAAACACUCAACCUGCAUAAAUGGAAGCUGGAAACCCAAACUGACCUGCAGGGAGCUAGAAGCAAAGUCACAGUCAUGCCCACCACCACCUCAGAUUCCCAACUCUCAAGAUAUGAACACCACAGUGAAUUAUCAGCAUGGAGAAAAAAUAUCUGUUCUCUGCCAAGAAAAUUAUGUAAUUCAGGGAGCGGAGGAGAUGGUGUGCCAGGAGGGAAGAUGGCAAUCAAUACCACGUUGUGUUGAAAAAAAUCCAUGUUUUCAACCACCUGAAAUAGAACACGGAAACAUUGCAUCAUCUAUGUCUCUAGGAAAAAGCAAAGACCUAGUUGUUCCCAGAGCGUACCCACAUGGCACCAAAUUAAAUUAUGUUUGUGAAGAUGGCUUCAGGAUAUCGAGAGAUGAUGGCAUAACAUGUCACAUGGGGAGAUGGAGCUCUCCACCUCAGUGUGUGGGACUUCCUUGUGGCUCUCCACCUGAGAUUUCUAAUGGUGCUGCCAUUAUUACAUCAGCCAGUUACCAGUACGGAAGAGAAAUCACAUACAUAUGUAAUGAAGGUUUUGGAAUUGUUGGACCCGAAUCCAUAACAUGUUUAGGAGGAAAAUGGUCACCACCCCCAGCUUGCAUAAUAACAGAUUGUCUAAAUUUACCCGUCUUUGAUGUUGCCAUACCCAGUGGAAGGAGAAAGCACACAUAUAAAUCAGGAGACCAAGUGACUUACACAUGCCCAGAAAAUUACAGGAUGACUGGAUCCAGUGUUGUGACAUGUGUUAACAGCAAGUGGAUAGGAACGCCAAUGUGCCAAGAGGUUUCAUGUGUGAAUCCACCCCAUGUAGAAAAUGCUAUUAUACUAUCCCCUAAGAUGGCAAGGUACCCAACUGGGCAUAAAGUACGUUAUGAAUGUAAUAGUCCUUUUGAAAUAUUUGGGGAAGUAGAAGUCAUGUGUCUAAAUGGAGCCUGGACAGAAGCACCUCGAUGCAAAGAAUCUACAGGAAAGUGUGGGCCUCCUCCCCCAAUUGAAAAUGGAGACACUACUUCAUUUGCAUCACAAGAGUAUCCUUCAGGUUCAUCGGUGGAGUAUCAAUGCCAGGACAUGUAUAAGCUUGAGGGGGAAAAGAAAAUAAUGUGCAGAAAUGGGAACUGGGGGAAACCACCUAGAUGCUUAGGUGCAUGUGUUAUCUCAGAGGAAACCAUGAGAAAAUAUAACAUAAUGGUGAGGUGGUUUAGAAACAGAAAGCUUUAUGCUGAACCAGGAGACUUCGUUGAAUUUCAGUGUUUAUAUGGAUAUCGUGAAACCACCCGUCCAGAAUCCUUUCGAGUAAAGUGCAUGGAUGGCCAAUUCGAAUACCCUCGUUGUGAAAAAAUUCCAAGAAGAUAUUAACAUAUCGGAUUUAUUCUACUUUACUCAGAAUUUCUUUUAAUCCAAUUCUCAGUUUUGAAAGUCUUUGUUUAUCCUACCUUACUCUUGAUUAGGAAUUUACAUUGAUCUUACAGAUUUAUAUCUUAUAACCUAGUGCUGCAGUUCCUUUUUUCCCCCAAGUUUUGUCUACGUAAGUAUAAGAGAGGCAGAGUGACAUAGGCAAAUGGCGACACACAGGGAGAGAAAGAGUGUCUAAUCUCUUGUUCAUUCCCUGAGGAUUUGCUAAAGCCAGGGCUGAGCCAGGUGGAAACUAGGAGGCAGUAAUGCAAUCCUGUCUCCCACAUGUGUGUCAGGAGCCCAAAUGCUUGGUCUGUCAGGUGCUGCCUCUGAUGUACAUUAGUUAGAAGCUGAGUUGAAAACACAGAGUUGGGGAUGCUAUGAUACGGGGUGUGGGCCUCCCGGUGCUGAGCAUCACACUUUCUGAAAGCACAGCUUUUUACACCGAGCUGAACCAGGAGCAGGAAUGUCGCCUAGUGGAGAAGGCCUCAUGGGAUGGAUACCUGCGUUCCAUGUUAGAGUCCCUGGGAUCCGUUCCUGAUUCCAUCUUCCUGCUAAUGCCCUCACGGAGGGGCAGCAGAAGAUGGUUCAGCUGGUUGGAUUCCUGUCACUUACGUAGGAAAACCUGGGUUGAUUUCUACGUCCACUCCCUGAGCUGUUGCCUUUGUGAAUGUCUGGGCACUGUACUGUGGAUGAGAGCUCCAUGUCUGU